Messenger RNA from Mytilinidion resinicola, 951 nucleotides. Its product is annotated as NAD(P)-binding protein. Gene Ontology annotation, molecular function: oxidoreductase activity. The transcript is spliced from 4 exons. The coding region runs from base 1 to 951 and encodes 316 amino acids. The record is from RefSeq and is a predicted model, not a curated record. Lineage: Eukaryota; Fungi; Ascomycota; Dothideomycetes; Mytilinidiales; Mytilinidiaceae.
AUGUCUGCUAUACCUGUUUCUGCCCAGCUGAGCCCGGAGCAAGUCGCUGCUCCCGUGAGCGGCGCUUCACUCAAGGGCAAGAGUGCUUUAAUAACAGGCGGAGCAUCAGGGCUUGGUGCUGCCGUCGCGCUCGCGUAUGCCGAGAAAGGUGCCUAUGUUACGAUAGCUGAUAUCAACGAAAAGCUCGGUAACGAAUACACGAAAUCGCUCCAAGAGAAAGGCCUGCACGUCCAAUUCAUCGCCGCAGACGUAACAUCCUGGGAGUCCCAAAUCGCCGCUUUCAAAGCGACUGUCAAGUUCUCCCCAACCCACGAUGCGAUCGACAUCGUCGUCGCUUCCGCCGGCGUGGCCGGAGACCUGUGGUCUGACCCCAAAGAACCUCCAUUCACGCUGGAGACGAAUCCUCCAGCUCCAAACAUCAGUGCGUUCAAGAUCAACAGCAUUGGCCUGUACUACACGGCCAAGCUGUUCGAGCUGUACUCCAAGCUGCCGCGUUCGGUGCCUGCCGCAGAUCCGCCGGUUCUCAUCCUGGUCGCGUCGCUGGUCGCGUAUCUCGAUUUCCCGCUGAUGAGCAGCUACACCUCGUCCAAGUACGCUGCGCGUGGGCUCUUCCGCGUCAUCCGUCCGCUUCUUUCGGCCAAGGGCAUCCGAGUCAAUCUCAUUGCGCCUUGGAUUAUCGAGACGCCUCUCGUGACGGAUUUGGUGAAGCUGUUCGCGGCAAUUGGCGCGCCGCCGGGAGAAGUGAAGCAGGUUGUUGAGGCUGCUAUGUUGUUUGCUGACGAUAAGACUAUCAACGGCCGAGCCAUUGCCACCGGUCCCAAGAGGAAUCUGGAUCUCGGUGAUGAUGUUGCAGGAGGAGAUGGAGGCAAGGUCAUGGCCGGGUUUUUCGAAACGGAGUUGCCUAACUGGCCUACGCACUCCGCUGGAAUCGCGAAGUUGUUGGGUUUCUAA